Molecule: messenger RNA, 390 nt
Organism: Suillus clintonianus
Lineage: Eukaryota; Fungi; Basidiomycota; Agaricomycetes; Boletales; Suillaceae
Exons: 2
Coding region: 1-390 (129 amino acids)
Source: RefSeq, a predicted model, not a curated record
AUGUCCACCAAAGAAACUGUCACCGGAUGCUUAGUAUCAAGCGCCCCUGUCAACGGCUUCGUAGAAGUUCAGCUGAACGAUAGUCCGCUCACUCAUCGAAAUAUCCUAUCCGCAGCAAGAAAGUACUUCACGGAAGAAGCUCAAUUGAAGGAAGUCAGAAUAUCUUUGGAAGCAGGCGGCGAAGACGACAAACCUUUCCAAAUGAUAGUCAUAUUCGACAAUUUACUGCAUGGAUCGAUGAAGUGCGCCUACCUUGCGCUGAAAUUAAUCGACGAAAAUAAUGUCGCGGACCUCAACCACCAAGAUUAUAUGACAGUAAUCAGGUGCAUUGAUUGCUUAUUGACCAAAAUACCGGCUGCGAACAAAGAAGAAGAUAACACAUCUAACUAG